AUUGUAAAACUUCCUAAAAUUCCUGAUACCCCUAAAGACUUUAAUGAUAUAGUUAACUAUAUACGCCAUGGCACCUAUUCAGAAAAAUAUAAUAACCCAACAAAAAAAUCAAAUUUUCAACGCCGUUGUAAAAAUUUUGUUUAUGAUAAUCAAAGUGGAUACCUUUUUUUUGAUCAACUGUUAAAGGAUGAGAAUUCAGUACCAGUAAAAAAAAGAGUUGUUUCAACCUAUAAUACAGUGCUAAGAGAAAUACUUUUUAAAGCACAUCAAAAAUCACCUUAUGAAGCAUUUUUUGAAUUUAAAAUGCGUGGAGUUUAUAAUACACCUGUGGAAACAAUAGCUAUUCAAGAUAUUAACAACAACCAAGCUAUCUAUGUGGUCCAUGUGAUGCAAGUUAAAUGUGUUCAUAAAAAAAUUGAGCAAAAUGCAGCAAAUUAUACAAAUAAAAUAGUGAUUCAAGAUAAGAUUACAAUUGCUUAUGACCAUGAUAAUAACCAAAAAACACGUAAACGAAAAUUAGAGCAAACUAGCAAUGCUACUGGAAAGUAA
Racocetra fulgida is the source of this 549-nucleotide messenger RNA. Lineage: Eukaryota; Fungi; Glomeromycota; Glomeromycetes; Diversisporales; Gigasporaceae. The record is from the annotation of a GenBank genome assembly.